Messenger RNA from Periconia digitata, 456 nucleotides. NCBI's taxonomy places the organism in Eukaryota, Fungi, Ascomycota, Dothideomycetes, Pleosporales, Periconiaceae. The record is from the annotation of a GenBank genome assembly.
CAUUUUUUUACGCUGGCGUCUCUAUCGAAUAACCGAGCACGAGUUCUUCCCCCUAGUGAAAAUAACUGGAAGGGGAAGGCAUGCGCUUCGUUCGUGCGAAUCUGUCGCGCACGAGUUAUUCAUUCGCACGGUCGCAGAACUCCGAAAGGUACAAUCGGAGAUUUUCAGCGAAAAUCAUAAUUCAAAGCAAGACUUCUCCCAUCCGCUAGGAUCCCAAAUCUCCGAUUCCUACGCUUGAAUUUAAGCAGUCAUCGGAGCUUCCGUAGUGGUUAUUGUUGGAUGCCUGAUGGGAAGCCUCAUGGAUCACAUCAAUUGAUUUCUGCGCUUGUCCGUUCUAAGUUACAAUUUGGCUUCAUACUACGGGCGCCACGCGUCGUUGGUACAUUGAUCAUACUAGAGAUGUUGGAAACCGGGAUAAGACACGGUAUACUGGUCAAGCUUCAGUUGAUUUGGUAG